AGGUGGUGCUGCUGCCUGCGGGGAGGGAGCUGGAUGAAGCCUUGUGCCUCAGGGUGGGUUCGCCAGCCCCUUGGGCAUGAAGGGGACCGUGGGAACUCUGCCCUGGCCAGCAGCCGGUCGGGGGCUUCAGGAAGACAGCUGCCUUCAGAUGAUACAGAACUCACUGACAGUUGCUCUUGCUUCAACCCUACUUCAUGAGAACUUCAAAAGAUACUGAGCAGAUGGUACGUGAACAAUACACUACAACGACACCAGGCACUAGCCUAGAGAGGCCGAAGAAUGAGUAUGUCUACAAAAUUGGAAUUUAUGGCUGGAGAAAGCGUUGCCUCUACCUGUUUGUACUCCUCCUGCUUAUCAUCCUAGUUGUGAAUUUUUCUUUGACAAUUUGGAUUCUUAAAGUGAUGUGGUUUUCCCCAACUGGAAUGGGACACCUGCGUGUUACGAAAGAAGGGCUUCGUCUGGAAGGGGAAUCAGAAUUCUUAUUCCCUCUUUAUGCCAAAGAAAUCCAUUCUCGAGUGGACUCAUCACUGCUUCUCCAGUCUACUCACAAUGUGACUGUGAAUGCUCGCAAUUCAAAUGGAGAAGUCACAGGCAGAUUAAAUGUGGGUCCUAAAAUGGUAGAAUUCCAUGGUCAGCAAUUUCAGAUCAACUCAAAGGAUGGCAAGCCACUUUUUACAGUGGAUGAAAAUGAAGUUGUAAUUGGCACAGACAAACUUCGAGUCACAGGGCCUGAAGGAGCACUUUUUGAACACUCUGUAGAAACACCACUUGUGAAAGCAGAAGCGUUUAAACAACUUAGGCUGGAAUCACCGACUCGAUCUUUGAGCAUGGAUGCACCACGAGGAAUUAAUAUUAAAGCACAGGCUGGGAAUAUUGAAGCUCUUUCCCAGAUGGAUAUCAAACUACACAGCAGUGAUGGUGUGCUGUUGCUCGAUGCUGAAACUGUGCGACUGCCCAAAUUGCCUGAGGGUACAAGGGGUGGAUCGGGUGUUUCUCAAGGGCUCUACGAAAUCUGCGUGUGUCCAGAUGGAAAGCUCUACUUGUCAGUGGCCGGCGUGGGCUCCACUUGCCAAGAGUACAGCCGUGUCUGCCAGUGAGGCGCCAGAAAAGGCUGCACCCCCCCUUGCUAGUCUGAGUUUUAUACUAUUGCUAAAGACUAUUAAACGAAAGCAGAAUUUUCAGAAUCUCAAAAACAAUGUAUAUCAGUUUGGGAAACAAAUCUGAAUCUACAAUUCUGGAGUACAGGGUGAAAGGAGAAGAAGAGCACAAAUGAUAUUUCAACUUCAGAAGAAUGACUUGAAUAAAAUUCUGUCAGUAACACUUUGAAAACAGCCUUACAGAGAGCAUAAAAAAAAAUAAAGGAAGAUGUUUCCUUGCUGAACUAUUAUUCAGUCAGAUGAUUAUGUCAUUGUUAAUAUUUUCGAGCUCCGUGGGUUUUUUCUCUCACUACAUGUAAACACUGCAUUAGUGGGUGAAAUUAAAUUGAGGGAACUACUUGAACUAAGACAAAGCAUUAUUUGGAGAAUUCAGAAAGUGCCAGCAAAUGGUCUAUGCAAUUUUGUUCUUGCAAUAACACAAGAUAUGAAAAAUGUGUGUUUUGUAUAAGUUCUGUGUAAAAGGUGAUGAUUUGUUAACAGCUUUCAAUUUUAAUUUGGCUACAUGGCUACAUAUAUGCUGAUUUGCUGAUUACAGAGAAUCAUAUAAAAAUAACUAACACAAAAAGCUCCAGGAGUCAUUUACGCCUCCCCGUGUCUCAAAUCUGCUUAAUAUACAACAGAUAAGUAUGUUAGUAUAUUUUAAAAUAGCAAUAGUUUGUUGUACCGCCUGUACUCUUUUAUAUUUUAGGACAUGCUAAUUCAACAAGGCAAUUUGCUCUGCCAGCUGGACUAAGAAAAAAUAUGUGGCUCCAGAUUGUCUGACACAAGGAACUGUUUGGGUGGUGGGGAAAAAAACCCCUUUUCUGCAGCCCACAGGAUUCAAUUAAGAGGACUAUUUCAUUUCCAUCUGCAGCUGUUGAGUGAUAUUUCUGAUCCUGUCUGAGUGGGACUCAGUCACAAGUGGAGAGAGUAAAACUACUCUUCAUUAUUUUUUAUGUUAGGACUUUGAAUACAAACUAAAUGCUCACCAGAGCUGAGAAACCAUUUAUUGACCUUGUAGAGAAAUACAACCACAGACCCAUUCCCCUGUACAGUGUUGCACUGAACACAAAUAAAUUGUUCGCAAUCUGGGUAGCAGGAUUUGUAUUUAAUAGUCUAUUGUUUAAACCUCAUGUUUUUUAACUCUUUGAUGCUGUUUUGUAUUUACUUGAUGAUGUUAUUACCCUGGUAGGAGCUGCUAUCACAUAGUGCCUUGGUGUCUAUUUACAGAAAGAUUUUAACCCAUAAUUGUUAUCAAACUACAGGAUGUCUAUCCUUUAGAGAAAAGAAUCAUCACCCUAAAAGCAAGAGAAUCAGAAAAAACUAAUUACUAAGACUAUGUCAUUUUCAAAACUUGCUACUUACGCUCUGGUGGACAAAUGAAGAAAGCCAACACUCAGUUACAAUCCCAGACACCCACAAAAGACUAAGUUGAGAAAGAGCUCCCUGUUAACAGUAUCUGAUGUUACUGUGGUAAAGCCCUGGGUAGUCCCUGCCUCAAGGGCUGCCUUUGUAAAUUACCCCACAAAUCUAAUGUAUGAUACUGAAAUUGCCCUUCAUUAGCAGGGUGGAGCCGUCAGCAAUUAAUGCAAACUGGAAGAGCUUCAAUAGGAGAAGUAGGAGAUGUGCUUAAGCUGAACUUUUGAGUCCCUUCAGGCAAAGGUGGCAAGUGAAUCAAGGUCUCCCAUGUUAUUUGGGGUGCUCCAAUUGCUAAUGUUCCCUAAGGGAAAAGUAAGAAGCCACACAUUUUCCAUUUCUGAAAUUUCCUUUCCUAGGCUUACACAUCUACCUUCAGAAGUGAGUCCAGGGCUGUUGUCCCUAAAGAGUGGAAUGUAUAGCUAUCUACAACUGUAUCUCUCAGCUAUAUCUCUCUAUAUCUCUCAACUACAGCUCUCUACCACUAAGCCAUCAGUUGAGACAGACUUUGACAGAAUUCUGUCUUCAGCAUUCCUUUAAAGUCACUAUAGCUCCAUGCACAACUUUUUGCAAAUCAUAUUAUGAGCAGACUUAGCUUAUUCAUUGCAUAGAGAGUAUAGGACAGCAAAUUCCAUUGCAUGUGCCAGCUACCUAAAAACGGCUGCUACAAGUGACUUGGAGGGCUGUAAUGUCUACAGUCUUUUAUAAAUGUAGUAUAACAGCACAACUGGGACUUCAGUCCUUAAAGAAUUCAGCCACAAUCGAGUUUCAAAGGCCUUUGAAUUGUCAGCAUACCUCUGUUUCUGACAUCAAAGAACCUGUGCACUCUUCCAUGUGGUACCAAACUACUCAUUCACCAAAUCUAAUCCCAAAAUGUUAGAUAGAUACUGUAAAUAAGUGCAUUUGUUACAAUCUGUCUAUUCUGCUGGCAAUGGAAAAAGCAUUUCAAGUUAUGUAUUUUAAGCUUUUGUUUUGGAGGCACGUUUUUUAAAUGAGAUUUGCCAGUUAAUACAAAGCAAGGGACUAAAUCCAGGCUUUCCAUGUAUCACAGGAGCAAGCUAAACUAAACUACUGGGUAUUUGGAAGCAACCUCUGUUGCAACUUCCUACACUGAAUUUAGUUCACAUUUUUACAAACCUGUGGUAUACAGCUGGGAAAAUCAAAGUGCAUUUCUCUGGCUAGUAACACUACUAAGCAUUAUAGCACCUCACUUAGAUAUUGCUAUAAAUGCAGCCUUUCUUGUGGCCAUAAACCUUUUGGACAUGCCUCAGUUCACAGGUGGAUUCUAAGUAGUACAGAAAACUAAACAUUGGCUGUAUCCUCGGCUGUGCUAUCAUCCAAAUCCCCAACUUGCCCCUGUUCCUUGUUUAAAUUUCAUUCUUCUUUUCAUUGUUACAAAAUUGACAUUGAAAAUAUAGCUGCAUUGUAUAAGCUGUGAAGGAUUUUUAAAGAGUGGAUGGCAACUUCUUGUCACUGAAGAACUUUUUUUUUUUUUUCUUUUAGGUGCAGUUAGUGAAGAAACAAAGUUUAUGCUAAAAUUACCAUGGUGUAAUCAGCUGAUGCUAUAAUCUGAAUUGAUGUUAAUAUAGUUUAUCUCUAUAUUAUCAUUUUUGAUAUCUCCAUGUGAUUGUCUUUCCAUCUCUAAUGCUUCAAAAUUUUUGCUUCUACUUUAAUCAAGCUUCAAUAAAUAGUUCCAGAUGAAGAGAAAAUUAUGGCACAAGAAAGUGAGAGUAUGCACUUCUCUGUUUUCAAAAGUGUUAUCCAAAUGCAGAAUCAAAAAACUCUACCCAGCAUAGUGAACUAUAUUGUUUGCCAUUUUUUUCCCUGAAACAGAAUUAUUUACAGCAGUUCUUUUAACUGGUUGUGACUGUUAGACGGUGGAACAGUAAAAAUAUCAAAAUGGUAGUAAAACUUUUAUUGGUUAUCGCACAAACACAACCCUCUUUGUUUCCAUUUCACAGGUCUUUAGUGGUGGUAUUUGUCUGUCUUUAUAUAGCUUUAUGCAAAAGGAAAUUGCAAGAUUUCUUUA
This is a messenger RNA of Colius striatus (speckled mousebird), 4581 nucleotides long. RefSeq names its product sarcoglycan gamma (gene SGCG). The transcript is spliced from 9 exons. Lineage: Eukaryota; Metazoa; Chordata; Aves; Coliiformes; Coliidae. Gene Ontology annotation, biological process: heart contraction; cardiac muscle tissue development. Gene Ontology annotation, cellular component: sarcoglycan complex; sarcolemma. The record is from RefSeq and is a predicted model, not a curated record. Bases 195 to 1097 code for a protein of 300 amino acids.